Mangifera indica (mango) is the source of this 387-nucleotide messenger RNA. RefSeq names its product lysM domain receptor-like kinase 3. The transcript is spliced from 3 exons. Gene Ontology annotation, molecular function: transmembrane receptor protein kinase activity; ATP binding. Bases 1 to 387 code for a protein of 128 amino acids. Gene Ontology annotation, biological process: protein phosphorylation; innate immune response. The record is from RefSeq and is a predicted model, not a curated record. Lineage: Eukaryota; Viridiplantae; Streptophyta; Magnoliopsida; Sapindales; Anacardiaceae.
AUGACAUCCAAAACCGAUGUGUUUGCAUUCGGAGUAGUUCUUGCAGAGCUUGUAACUGGUCAGCGUGCGCUCACUCGUGACAAAAAGGAACCAAACAAAUUGAAGUCGUUGAUCUUAGUUAUAAACACAGUAUUCAGACAUCAAAACUCAGAAGCUGCUUUGGAAGCUGAAAUAGACCCUAACCUGAGAGGAAACUAUCCCAUGGAGCAAGUCUACAAGAUGGCAGAAUUAUCUAAAAAUUGUUUCAGCGAAGAAGCAGCAGAGAGACCAGAGAUGCGGGAAAUAGUACAGACAUUAUCCCAGAUCUUGACGCCCUCUAUAGAAUGGCAAGCCUCCCUUAGAGAGACUAGCCAGGUUUUCACAGGCUUGUUUAAUGGAAAAUGGUAA